This is a messenger RNA of Musca vetustissima, 424 nucleotides long. Its product is annotated as retinin-like. Lineage: Eukaryota; Metazoa; Arthropoda; Insecta; Diptera; Muscidae. Bases 97 to 423 code for a protein of 108 amino acids. The record is from RefSeq and is a predicted model, not a curated record. The transcript is spliced from 2 exons.
CAGACUUCAAAACAGUCUAAACAGUCACAUCAGCAACACAGACCUCUUUGUCUAUUUCUUAACUCUCCACUUCAAAACUCCUAAAGGAUAAUCAAAAUGUUCAAAUUGGUGGUGUUGUCUGCUCUUUUGGCCGUAGCUGCUGCUCGUCCCGGUUACUUGGCUGGCCAUGGUCCUCUUCUACUGUCGGCUCCUGCCACUGUCAUCCAUGAGCCUGCCUAUGCCAAAGUUGGUGCCAUUGUCAAAUCCGUACCCACUGCCGUAUCCCAUCAAUCCAUUAGCCAGGUCCACAGCUCAGCUCAUGUUGUCCAGCCCAUUGUUGCACCAGUGAUUAAGACAACCUAUGCUGCAGCUCCCUUAGCAUUGCAUGCCAGUUAUCAUGCUCCUGUCUUGCCAUUGGCCCAUGGUUAUGCUCAUCCCUGGUAAA